AUGACGAUCAACUCGAUACCGAUAUGGCUUGACUGUGAUCCAGGGCAUGACGAUGCAAUCGCGAUGCUUAUAAGUUGUUUCCAUCCAGCCUUCAAACUACUAGGACUAGGGGCAUCAUAUGGGAAUGCACCUUCAGAAAACACUUCAUAUAACGCCCGGUCCCUCAUAACAGCAUUCGGUAAGACUCAGGAUGUACCUAUCUACCCUAGUGCUAAGAGACCCUGGGUGUUUGAGCCAGAAUAUGCGCCCGAUGUCCAUGGUGCUUCCGGUUUGGACGGUACAACUCUAUUACCGGUGCCUGAAUGUGAGAUGAUCAUCGAGAAAAGCUAUUUAGAUGCCAUGGAGGAAGCUAUUAUAACUCAUAAUGGUGAAAUAACGCUUGUUUCCACAGGCGCCUUGACAUCUGUGGCCACUUUACUACGUGAUCGACCACAUUUGAAAAAAAUGGUCAGGUAUAUUAGCAUUAUGGGUGGAGGUAUAGACCUCGGUAACCGUAAUGACAAUCAUUCGGCAGAGUUUAACAUUUGGAUUGAUCCUCAGGCUGCUAAUUUUAUCCUGAGCGAUCCUGACAUUAAGAAUAAAUGUAUUCUCUUACCCCUCAAUGUGACCCAUAAAGCUAUUGCUGACCAGAGAGUGCAAGAUCAAAUUCGUGGUAAGGGUCAGUCCAAAUUGCGCGAGCUUUUUUACGAGCUAUUCAAAUUCUUUGAACAUUGUUACAAGGAUGCCCAGGGUUUUGACUAUCCGCCAACUCAUGAUCCAUUAACGUUGAUGCCACUGCUGCAGUUUUACGGUUGGGUAAAUCCUUCUGUUCUCCAGCUAACUUAUAGGCGACUGAAUCUGCAUGCAAUAGAGGACAGAAAUAGCCCUGACUUGGGAAAGACGUGCAUUUUGAAAGAGUACAAUUCACAGGAAGAUUUGGGUACAAUUGUUUGUUUUGAUAUGAAUAUUGGAUUCUUCUGGGAACAAGUUUUCCAAGCUUUGGACCGAGCGGCCAAGUCCUCAACCAUUGAAUGA
Messenger RNA from Torulaspora delbrueckii, 1014 nucleotides. RefSeq names its product trifunctional uridine nucleosidase/nicotinamide riboside hydrolase/nicotinic acid riboside hydrolase (gene URH1). Gene Ontology annotation, molecular function: purine nucleosidase activity. Gene Ontology annotation, cellular component: cytosol. The record is from RefSeq and is a predicted model, not a curated record. The transcript has a single exon. Gene Ontology annotation, biological process: purine nucleoside catabolic process. The coding region runs from base 1 to 1014 and encodes 337 amino acids. NCBI's taxonomy places the organism in Eukaryota, Fungi, Ascomycota, Saccharomycetes, Saccharomycetales, Saccharomycetaceae.